CUUCGCUUAUUUAUUAUUCAAAGCUCCCUAAUUCUUCAAUUUUUACCCACUCGCCCCGCCCAUUUUUGAACGAUAACGUGGCAAAGCUUUCCGAGCAGUACAGAUUCGAGAUCCCUUGUUCUCUCCAUCUCCUUCUCCAGCUUUCCAUUGAUCUCACACAGGCAUAGUUUCAGAUUUUCUCGAAAUUCCAUGAAUGUAGCUUGUAGGAUGCAUUCCACUGCGAUAUCGGCCCAUAAUAGACCCCAGUGUCGAUUUGCUCCAGUUGCUAAAUGUCCGGACAGUAAUGAUGCAGGUUCUAAUGUCCCAAUCGCUCGUAGUUUCGCUUUGUUUAAUCGUAAUGUCCAGGAUGUUAAAUUAAAUGCUCGGCGAGUUGAUAGUUUGAUUGGAAACAAUCUGGCAAAGUUUUGUGCGAAGUGUGCGACGUGCGUGGAUAGUGACCGUAAGGUGUUCGAUGAAAUGCCUGAGAGACCGCUGCCUGCGUAUACAGCUUUGAUUAGGGCGUACUGUCGGUCAGAGAAGUGGAAUGAGCUCUUUGCGGCAUUCGGAUCGAUGGUUGAGGAGGGCAUACUACCUGAUAAAUACCUCGUGCCCACGAUUCUUAAAGCAUGUUCCAAAAGACAAGCGGUGAAGACAGGUAAAAUGAUUCAUGGGUAUGUCAUUAGGAAGAGGUUGGUCUCUGAUAUUUUCAUUGGGAAUGCUCUUAUGGAUUUCUAUGGUAAUUGUGGGGAUUUGAGAUUUUCGAUUAAUGUUUUUGAUUCAAUGAGUGAAAAAGAUGUGGUGUCAUGGACUGCGCUUGUGUCUGCUUACAUGGAAGAAGGUCUUUUGGAUGAGGCGAUGGAAGCAUUUCACUCCAUGCAGUCUAGCGGGUUGAGGCCUGAUUUGAUAUCAUGGAAUGCAUUGGUCUCUGGGUUUGCUCGACAUGGAAAGAUUGGCACUGCUCUCAAAUACUUGGAAGCUAUGCAAGAACAAGGACUGAGCCCAAGGGUUAAUUCAUGGAAUGGAGUCAUAUCAGGCUGUGCUCUAAAUGGAUAUUUCAAAGAUGCUUUGUAUGUAUUCAUUAACAUGCUGUUGUUUCCUGAGAAUCCAAAUUCUGUUACUGUUGCUAGUGUUCUACCAGCUUGUGCAGGAUUGAGAUAUCUGGGUUUAGGCAGGGCUGUUCAUGCAUACGCUCUUAAGUGCGAGCUGUGUACGAACAUCUACGUCGAAGGAUCGUUAGUCAAUAUGUAUUCGAAAUGCGGGCAAGACGAUUAUGCUGAAGAAAUUUUUGCUAAAGCAGAGAAGAAAAACAUUACAUUGUGGAAUGAAAUUAUUGCAACUUAUGUGAAUCAGGGAAGAACAAGCCAGGCAUUAGAACGUUUUAGAUCAAUGCAGCAUCAUGGACUAAGACCUGAUGUUGUAACCUACAACACACUGCUGGCUGGAUAUGCAAAAAAUGGGCAGAAAGUUGAAGCAUAUAACUUGCUAACUGAGAUGUUGCAGAAAGACUUGGCACCUAAUGUUGUAUCUUUGAAUGUUUUAGUGUCUGGAUUUCAACAAUCUGGGUUAAGUUAUGAAGCUCUUGAGUUAUUCCAGACCAUGCUUUACGCUGCUUGCCUUGUUGAUAAGGUGAUUACUUCGCCAAUCAGACCGAAUAUCGUCACUAUAACUGCAGCUCUGGCUGCUUGUGCUAGCUUGAAUUUAUUGCACAAAGGGAAAGAAAUCCAUGGAUAUAUGUUGAGGAACGGUUUUGAAGACGACCACGUUGUUUCGAGUGCUCUCAUUGACAUGUACUCGAAGUGCGAGUGUAUUGAUUCGGUGAUUCGAGUAUUUGGGGGAACAAAGAACAGGAAUGAAGUUUGUUGGAAUGCCUUGAUUGCAGGUUUUAGGAGAAUUAUGCAGCCCAAAAUGGCGGUUGAACUCUUCUGUCAAAUGCUAGUAGAAGGCAUAAAACCAAGUUCAGACACCUUUUCGAUACUUUUCCCUGCCUUGGCUAGGACAGAUUUGAUAACGAGAAGACAGCUACAUUCCUAUAUCAUCAAGAGUCAACUUGUCAUAUCGUGCAAUGAUCUCGCAAAUGUCUUAAGUUCAAACGAGUUUGAUGGGGGAGUUCUGCUUCAUGGAACAUAAUGCAUACUCGCGAGACAUCUAACCUGCGUUUGUGGCAAUCAAACUUUGGUUUCAAUAGAUGAGACUUCAGAUGACGAGACACUGCAUCUAAACUGCCACCACGGUUCAAGGGGAAUUUUCUUGCAAAUUGGAACGAUGUUUAAAAAAUCACCUGGCGUUAACAUCCUAUCUGUUCUCGUUACAAAGAAGGCCUUCAUAUAUACCUCCUAGACGAUCAUCCCCACGACAUCGAGUUGAUCUUACCCUAAUAUACCCUCUUGAGUACUCAUCAAUAGGUGGUGGGCUUUGGGAUUGCAUAACUUUGGCUACCUGGCUCAUUGCCACCAAUACUUAGGUUGUCCUAUUACAAGAUUAUGUGCAAGAUGCAAGUUCAUGUCACGAUUAGGCGUAGUGAGGAGGUGUGUGCUUAUCGAAAAUAAGUGAAUCCCAAGUGCCUAUUCCAAGAUUAUAGGUAUGCUCGGAAUUGCUUUCGAGAUUGUAUUGUAUCGUGCUUACGAACACUUCUCACUCAAAAUCAUUGUACCUGAAUCAUUUUUUCAAGUGCAAGAAUCAUUUUUUCUUUC
Cucurbita pepo subsp. pepo (vegetable marrow) is the source of this 2669-nucleotide messenger RNA. Its product is annotated as pentatricopeptide repeat-containing protein At1g19720-like. Gene Ontology annotation, molecular function: RNA binding; protein binding. Gene Ontology annotation, biological process: RNA modification. Lineage: Eukaryota; Viridiplantae; Streptophyta; Magnoliopsida; Cucurbitales; Cucurbitaceae. The record is from RefSeq and is a predicted model, not a curated record.